CACAGUUUGAAGAAAGAACAGACAACGAACGAUUUUCGUGUCAGAAUCUUUAAAACAGAGCAAGGCAUUGCGUUUAUUCGAACAAAUAUGAACUGUUCUUCAAGGAAGAACCUGCAUGUCCGGAAAAGCGAAGAGAGAUGCAAGAUGUUUUCUACAAGACUGAAGACCACUUACACCAUGGAUUUGUAUCUGCGCAGAGAAGUUCUUGGUCUGACAAUCUUAAACCUUUUUUCACUCAAAAGCUGAAGUUUAGAUCUGUUUUAGAGGGGGAACCUGCAGUUUUCCAGUGUAAAGUUGUUGCCUAUCCAACCCCAGCAAUGACAUGGUUUCAUAAUAAUAGGCCUAUCCCAAAAGAUCAGCGCAAAAUAAUAAAGACAGAGAAUAAUAUGCAGAUUCACAGCUCCAGCCUAGAGGUUAAAAAUGUUCAGGAAAGGGAUUCUGGGAGUUAUAAAGUGUUUGCCAUUAAUAGUGAGGGUUCAGCCGAGUCAACUGCAUCUCUGCUAGUUGCACAGAGCGAGGAGCAAAAUGCAAAAUAUUUAGAUUUCCUGAGAAAGUCCAGACAAGCCCAUGAAAGUACUGAAUGUCUGGCUCAGAAGAGGAAAGAGGAUAGGCUGAAGGUUUAUCUGCGGUGUACUGGCUCUCCUUUUGAUAAAAGGCAGGAGACAGAAAAAAUGUUAAGAGACUUGUCCCCAGAAAAGGAGAGGGUGAGAACUAUAAGGUUUCCAAAACUCCUCGUAGCAAGGAAACAGGAGUUAGUGUACGAUAAAGAACAGGUAGGGAGGAAACGUAUUGCAAGGGAUACAGAUCAUGGAAAUUAUGCUCUGCUUGAUGAGGAAACAAAAAUGAAGCUGCAACGACUACGUGAGGCCAAAAGAAUCAUGCUGGAAAAGAAGAAACUGGGCUUGUCACAGCAAGAGACUGAGUCACAUCUUGAAUCAGUGCAAAGCACAGACUUUAGAGAUGGUAAAGAGUUAGGGACUCCUCUGGUCCAUUGGGGCACUAAGAGUGAAGCAAUACACUCUGACUUCCAAACAGUAAAACCAAUCCAUAAAUGCACCUCUUCAUCCAAAAUGCCAAAUGGUGAGGGGGGUGCUGCAUGCCAUGCUAAGCCAGAGAGUGUUAGGACACCAGAGGACUUUCACCUGCGAAUGGAACGAAUCCUAGGACUUUCCAAACCCUCGCAGAGUCCUCAGAACUCUUCUGAAGGAAACAUCAAGGCAGAAACAUUUCAAACAACAUCAGCAAUUGCACUGAAAGAACCAAUGAGAGAGCAGGUUCUCGGAGACCCUCCAUUAGAGCAACCAGAGCCAAUUGUCAAAGCUACCUCCAUCGACCAUAGUCAUACUCACAAGGAAUCAAGGAUAGAUACCAAACCAAAAGCACAGCUGGGGAAAUUCCAAACAAUGACAGCCAAGAAAAAAAGCCCUGAUUCUAUAAUCUAUGUCCUUCUCUGCAAUGGAUUUAGUGAAACUACAAAAUCAGAGAAUGUGAUGUCUGAGACAAUCACAAUAAACAUCAAUGAGCCUGUUGAUACUUUUGAAAGUGUCAAAACAGAAAAGGCUGAAGAAAAUGCAGUGUUAGUGCUGGAAGACUCUGCAGAAAUCAGAGAGUCUGUAUCGGCAGAAAUCUGUGAAAUAAAGGAAAAGCCUGCCAGGUCAGAGAGUCCUAUUUUACAGCUUCUGAAGCCUGCCCCCCCUUUGUUUCUUCAGGAAAUCGAAUCUCAGGAAGCAAAGGAAGGAGCGAGUUGCAUAUUUGGUUGUAAUUUCCGUGGCCAUCCACAACCUAUUGUCACUUGGUAUAAUAACGACAAACCCAUACCACGUAAUCAGCACUAUGCCAUUCACACGACAGAGAAUCAGUCUACCUUGACUUUCUGCUCAGUUCUCCCACAGCAUGGAGGAUCCAUCACAUGUGUAAUAUUUAAUGAGUAUGGAACUGCCACAACAUCAGGCAUGCUCAAAGUGAAGAUUAAAGAGAAGACUGAGGCUGAAUCAUUCACCACUUAUAAAGCUAAGCUAUUAAAGGAUUAUGCAGAAGAGGAAGAAGAACUUAGUCUUCUGUUUGACAAAAUGAAAGAGAAUCAACCAACUUUCAGUCAUGACAGUAGAGCCACCCUUCAUGUUCCUCAAGGUAACCUGUCCAUGCCUUGUGUUUCAGACUUAGACCUGCUUUCACUUCCUGUGGAAAUAAAAAUAACUGCUCCUACUCCUACUCCAGAACAAGAUGAAGAACUGAAGGACAUAGUUCAACAUGUUAAAUGUAUUGCUGAGCAGCCACCUCAGGACCAAGUUUCUCAGGCAAUAAAACAUAAAUUUAAAUUUUCCUUUGAUGUGGUAAAUAAACCACCAAAAAUUGUGAAAGAGACACAAAAGUAUAUUAAUUGUAGAGAAGGGGAUUCUAUUGUAUUAGAGUGCUCAAUAUCUGGUGAACCUCAGCCAGUUAUAACUUGGUUUCGAAAUGGCAAAAUCCUAACUCCAACUGAGAAGUUUCAGUUUGAGGAGGAAGAAGAUGGUAAUUACAGGUUAUGUAUUGAUGAAGUUUCUGUGUCAGAUGCUGGUACAUACAAAUGUAUUGCUGAGAACACUGCAGGUGCAGUAGAAACUGUUUCCAAUCUUACAGUAGACUCUAGAAUGCAAAGCUUUUAUAGUCAUGCACAACAGAUUAGUGAUGCUGAAGAAGAAACUGUUCAAGAUCAGAAUGUAAAAAUUCAGGAAGGGGCUACAAAGGAAAUUUCACUUAAUCUUUAUGAAUCCUCAGUUGGAUAUAUUGCUGGUAAGUUUGAUGAUAGAGAGUAUUCUGUAAGUGAAUAUUUUCAUAAUCUUAAUAUACUGAGGCAAGUAGAGCUCACAGAAAAGGAACAAAAUGCAUCCCCCAAAGAAACAGAAUCUAAACUCCCAAGAUUUAUGUGUGACAUUAGAAAGUCCAUACUUACUGAGGAUCUGCCAGUAACUGAAAGCCCAUACUUCCAACGACAGAAUGAAAAAGAUGAGAAUAUAAAUGUGAGUGAACAGGAGGAGUCAAAGAUGGAAGAAGCCAAAGUAUUCACUUUUAUUGACAAGUUAAGCCAGGUUUCACUCCCUGAAGAAUUGUCAAUGUCUGAAAACCAAGAUUUCCAAUACCCGGUUAAAAAAGAAGAGACAAUAAAUGUUAGUGAACAAGUGGAGUCAAUGAUAGAAGAAGCCAAAAUAGUCACUUUUGCUGGCAAUUUAAGCCAGGCUCCACUUCCUGUACAACCAUCAAUAUCUGAAAACCCUGAUUUCCAAUUUCUGAUUGAAAAAGAAGAGAAAAUAAAUGUGUGUGAACAAGUGGAGUCAAAGAUAGGAGAUGUUAACGCACCUGCUUUUGUUGGUGAUUUAAGCCAGGUUUCACUCCAUGAUGAAAUGUUAGUAUCAGAACGUCCAGAUUUUCAGCACCAGAUUGAAAAAGAAGAGAUUAUAAAUGUGAAUGAACAAGUAGAGCCAAAGAUAGAACCCGAAGCAUUUGCUUAUAUUGGUGAUUUAAGCCAGGUUCCACACAGUGAGGAUGAGCCAAUGAUUGAAAGCCCAGAUUUCCAGCUCCCAAUUGAAAUAGAAGAGAAAAUAAAAAUGAUUGAACAAGUAGAGUCAAAGAUAAAAGAAGCUAAAGUACUUGCUUCUGUUGGAGAUAUCAACCAGGUUCCACUCCCUGAAAAGCUAAGAGAUCAGUCUGUUACAACAGAGGAAAUAAAAAAAGAAAUUACUAACACACAGUUUUCAUCAAGGAACCAACUUGAAAAGAUAAUUGAAAGUCAUACAGAGAAAGCUACAUGUAUUAAUAUAGAAACUCCUGCAAGUCAGGAUACUGAUGAUGAAGUAAAGAGUACAAAAGAUAAAGAUGCUGGUUUCGUGGAGAAACAAUACUUAAAAAAUACAGUUACUGAAGAAUAUGUUAGCAAUAUUGUUACUGAUCUGCCCCAGCUUGACAGUGGAAGCACUCCAGGCAAAUCCUUUAGUAAUGGCAAUGAAAUGCAAAUCCAGGGUGCAGGGUAUUUUUCAGAGAAAUCAGAGCCCAACCUACGCAGUCCUGCUCAUGAGCUAACUCUCAGUGCACCUCCUGUGGUAUGUUCUCUCAGUGACAAUUUAGAUGCACCAUUUUCGAAUGUAAAUGAUCAAAUGCAUGUCUUUGAGCAGAAGCUGAGUGCAAAGAAGAAGGAAUCUGAGGAUCAUAGUUUUUUCAGUCCUAUAUCCAAGAUAGUACAAGAAGAUAAAGAUCUGCAUGAAAAACAUGUAUGUGACACUAACUUAAAUAGGACAUUUCAAGAUUCAGCUACAAUAGAAGAGAAUGAUGUGCCCUAUUCUCCUGGGAUAUGUGAUGAAUUCAAAGGUACAUCUGAAUUAGAACAAGUUAGUUUUUAUGAUCCUAAUGAAAUAAAUCAUCCACAAGAACACAUAGGGCAACAAAAAAGAACCAUAGAAGGAAAAGAACAAGAUUACAGAAGCUUUGUGCAUGACGUAGAAGAAAAUGUCUUUCUUCAUGAUAAAAAAAUAUCUGACUUUAGAGAGAUAGAACAGAAGGAAACUUAUUUUGAUGAACAAACAUUAGAAAAAAAAGACCCCGAAAAACAUGACAGUUUAUUUGAUUUAAAACAGACUCCUUCUGUAGAUCAAAUUUUACAGGAAGAAGUUAAGAGGCAACAGGAAGAAACACAUUUAAAAGAUCAAUACCGGGCCUGUGAACAUGAUGCAGCCGAUAUUGUAUUUGAUUUGAAACAAGUUUAUUCUGCUACAGAAAAUAUUGGUCAAGAACAAGAGAAGCUGCAGCAGGAUGAAAUAUAUUUCAAAGGUCAACAUUCUGUUUCUGAACAAAUGGAACUUGAUGCACACCACAUGGAAGAAAAUGUACAGAAAACCAUAUCACCUGAAGGUCAAAAAAUUGAUUCUUAUCAAGAGUUUUCCAAAGAGAGUGAAGCUAUUGGGGAAAAUGAUAAUUCUCAAGAAGACAUCUUAUCUCAAGAAAAAGUAGAACCCCCAAUCCAGGAAUCAACAUUUAAUUUAAAACAGCAUGUAGUGACUUUUUCAGCAGAGUUCACAUCCGAAGCAACCGGUAGCACAUCACCAGAAGAAAUAUGUUCCUUAAACAGAGUGUCAUCUCCUGAGAUCACGGAAACAGAAAUGGAAAGAAAUUAUUUACAAAGAAAUGACGAACUUGUAGAAGAAAUUUCUUUAAGUGAAGAACUUCAUGUUAAUUACAAGAUGCAGCUGGAGGGAGUUUAUGUUCAAGAGCGGACUGUGUCAACAGAAACUGGAGUGACUGAAAUGCAAAUAUUUAAAAGAGACCUAGUUGGCAUUCCUCUUUCUACAGAACAAAGAUCACCUGCAAAAGGAAUUGAUGAAUCUGAGAAAAAUGUAUGUGUGGAAGUAUUAUCAAAGGAACAAAUUAAAGACUUGACAUUGGAGCAAACUGAGUCUAUGCCUACAGAAGAAUCCAAAGUGUCUAUAAGUCAAUAUUUUCAAAACUUAGUGCAAGAAACAGACAUUUCCGAAGGGGUGGAACCACUAAAGACCACAGACCCCAAAGCAGACAGUUUCAUAGCAGACUUGAAAAAAGCUGCAGAGGAGAAAAAACACACUGCAUGUAAACUGGAGCAGGAACAAACGCACAUUCUUCAGGUACGGCAUGAUGCAAUGAAAGAAAUAAGCAGCUCUACUUGUAAUGAAAGUAAAAGUGAAAUUGUAUCUUACACUAAAGAAAUUCCUGAAGACUAUCCUGCUAUUCAUCAGGAAUCGGACACACAGGACACAGAGAUUUCUUUUGCACAGUUCCUUCGUUCCUUAAGAAAGGAAGAAUCCAUGGUCCAGGAAAGACAAUCAAGCAAAGAGUUAAUUGCCUUGGAGAAACAGGAGCAUAAUUUAGCAGAUCAGCUUGAAAAUAAAAUUUCAUUUCAGACUAAAGAAAUUGUAAAUGCUGCUGAAGGAAAUCUGGAUGAAAGGGGCCUAUCACAAAAUGUUUUGCAAUAUCAAGAACUGAACACUGCUCAAGUUUCAGAACCUAAAUCAUGUGUGUCUCUCUCCAAAUAUUUACUUUCAGCCAGACAGCAAGAGAUUCCUGAUACCAAAGAUUCUAUUUUUAAGGUCUGUGACCAGAAGGAAUCUAUCACUUCUUUGGAAGUUGAAGAUGUCACUUUCAGCACCGUUUAUGACUAUUAUAAUCAGCAGCAGGAGCUGAUCCGUCCACUCUCUCCUGAAUCAGAAAUGUCAAUAGAAAUUGCUAGCAUAAACGGAGAUGAACUGACGGAGUCUGAUCCAUUCUAUACACCACCAUCAUCAGUUGAGAAUUUUGAAUCUCCCAUGUCUUUUGACUCUUACCACACUCCAGUUAGCACUCCUGAACGGUUCUCAACACCUUCAGAAGAACCAUCCAUCAAACUAAAGUCCCCUGAAGAUUUGAUAAGGGAUGGUACACCACAAGAGGACUACAAAACUCCCACCGGUGAAUAUUCUGAACCCAGAACAUUAAGUUCUCCUUUCCAAGAAAGGAGGUCACCUUAUGACGAGCAACGUGCAGAGAUGUUUGGCACACCAUGUGAAGCAGUGGAACCAAAAGGAAAUGAGAUGCCUCCAGCAUUUAUCAAACCCUUGACCAAGAGGAAGAUCUAUGAAAACAGUUCACUGGGUUUUAUAGCUGAAGUUACAGGCUUUCCCAUUCCUGAUGUGAAAUGGUAUCGGAAUAAAUCAUUGCUUGAACCAGAUCAAAGAGUCAAAAUAGAAAAAGAGGGUGAUAUAUGUAUUUUGGAAAUCCAUAAUGUUCAGAAAUCGGAAGAAGGAGACUAUAUAUGCCAUGCAGUAAACAUCAUAGGGGAAGCUAAAAGUAUCGCCCACCUAGAAGUUUUGCCUCAAAAUGGAAGGUCCUUGGCAUUACCUCCUCCAGUAACACACCAGCAUGUUAUAGAGUUUGACAUGGAACAAGCUACAACUUCAAGGUCACCUUCUCCUCAAGAAAUACUUCUGGAAGUAGAGCUGGAUGAAAAUGAGGUAAAGGAAUUAGAGAAGCAGGUUAAAAUAGUCACAACUCCUGAAUUUAGUCCCAAUAACAAAAGUAUGGUGGUUUAUCUUGAUGUCCUCCCUUUAGCUCUGGUGGAGCAAACCACUGGCUUCACUGCACAAGGAAAUGAAGAUGUGAAAAUUGAUUUUGAAGUCACUGAAAUGCCCCCACGCUUCACCACUCCCCCUUUUGAUUUGGAAAUUCUAGAAAAUUCAGAGGCAGUGUUUGAAUGUACUGUAACAGGUUCACCUACUCCCCAAGUACAGUGGUUUAAAGAAAAUACCUGCAUUACCGCAGAUGGCAGGAGGUACAUUGUGAAUGAUGAGAAAGGAAACCAUAGUCUUAAAAUUAAAAAUGUAGGUCAUUCUGAUAGUGGCACAUAUCAGUGCAAAGCAGCAAAUAGUGUAGGAGAAGCUAUGUGCAAAUGCUCUCUAGUUGUACUAGAUUCACAGAAAGCUCUUGCUAGCGCAAGUGGGGAUGGAAUGACAGAUAUAGCUCCAGGCAGCACUAUGAGUAAGCCUCAGAAGUUUGAUUUGCUUGUAGACAAUACUCUUCCAAAUGGCAGCCAAACUGAAAUAGAGAUUGAGUUUGAAUUUGAGCGCAACAUUGACGAUUCUCAGAAAGCUGUCAAGUUGGUAGCUGCCACAGAACAAGAGUAUGAAGAGGAAGGAGAUAAAUAUGUCAAUAUUAAUUUUGAUGUAUUUGCUGAGCCAUCCAAAGAGGAGGAGAUAGAAUUUAAAGCAGAGAGUUCAGAUAGUUGCUCCUUUGAAUUUCAAGUCACAGAAAUCCCUCCUAAGUUUAUCAAACAUAUUUUUGACUGCACUUCAUCAGUAGGUGCCUCUGCGUGUUUCCAGUGCCUUGUAGUCGGCUUUCCAAACCCAAAUAUCAGUUGGUACAAAGAUGGGAUACUGCUUGAAGGAGAUAGGUACUGUAUGGAGGAAAGGCAGAUGGGCUUUCAUAACCUGAUUAUUGGAAAUUUAAUCCAAAACGAUGAAGGGGAAUACAAAUGUGUAGCUGCAAACAGAGCAGGAACGGCUGACACAAGUGCUGUGUUAAACAUAUGCUGAAUUUUCAAAUAUGAUUUCCAAUACAUGUUUGGAUUAAACUCACAAUAGUUUUGCA
Molecule: messenger RNA, 8121 nt
Organism: Pelodiscus sinensis (Chinese soft-shelled turtle)
Lineage: Eukaryota; Metazoa; Chordata; Testudines; Trionychidae
Molecular function (GO): protein kinase activity
Source: RefSeq, a predicted model, not a curated record